Messenger RNA from Ordospora pajunii, 417 nucleotides. RefSeq lists its product as uncharacterized. The record is from RefSeq and is a predicted model, not a curated record. The transcript has a single exon. Bases 1 to 417 code for a protein of 138 amino acids. Lineage: Eukaryota; Fungi; Microsporidia; Ordosporidae.
AUGGCUGACACACAUAUGCAUGCAUCCGAUCAGAUAUACAGUCUGGUGGCCGACGGAAGCGAAAUGACAAUUGGAGAACUAGAGUGGUUUAUUCACACAGUAUUCAUCGACACAACUACCGAUCAGCUUGCACAGAUAACACAAGGCCUCUCAAAAACAGUAACAAGAGCAGAAUUCAGCACUGCUCUUUGGUCGCUUGCUCACAGAAGACCAACAACAACCUAUGUCUUCAACAUGUGGAACAAAUCAAACAAACAGCAACUGGAUGCAGAAGACAUGCACAAUGUAUUCAAAAGCAUCGGAAUCUCAUGCAAGCCAGAAUACAUACAGGCAAUCAUGAAUGCAUUUCCAGAAUCAGGCAUAAACCUUUACACGUUCAGUCAAAUGCUCACCCAGGAGUCACAAACCACCGAAUAA